Adineta steineri is the source of this 1860-nucleotide messenger RNA. The record is from the annotation of a GenBank genome assembly. Lineage: Eukaryota; Metazoa; Rotifera; Eurotatoria; Adinetida; Adinetidae.
AUGUUUUCGAGUUCAAUUUUUCGUUCCACAAGUAAUUAUUUACUUGUUAAUCCAUAUAUUCAUCAAUUAUUCCAUUCAUUUAAUUCAAUUAAUACUCCGCUAUCAAAAAAACAGACAUUAAUUGAUCCUAAUCCACCUUUAGUUGGUCAAGCUAUUGAAAUAAAAGAAUAUCUAAGAGAAAAUUCCAUUCCAUUUGAUGAAUCAUGGACAUGUAUUAAAGCAUUAUGUUGUCGAAGUUCAAGUCGAAUAUCAGGUCUUAUUCAUAUUGAAAAAGAACGAGGUGAUUUUGUUUGUUCGAAAUGUUCAACAACCGGCACAUGGUUAGAUUUUAAAACUCAAUGGCCACAUUUAAAAUCAAGAAUAAAUUGUCCGAAAGUUACUACAGCAGCGAUUCAACUGCCAGAUAAAGAACGGAUUAUUUGGGAACAAUCACAAGCAAUUCAAGAUAAAGAUAAAGAACUUCUCGAAGUCAUUUUAGCAAGAUAUGGUUUUACUGAAGAAUAUACGCUAUCAUCUACAACACUUCAACGAUAUGGUAUUCGAAUUUAUCAAGAUCAACUUAUUGCACCAUUGUAUGAUACUGAUCGAUCACUAGUUGAUAUAGUUGUUCUUGAUUCACCAUCGAACUCCGAUACAAAACCAUUGAAACUUUCUGCACCAUUUGGUUUAAAUAUUCUUUCAGCACGCAAUGCUGAAAUAAUUCUUGUUGAUUCAAUAUGGGAUGCGUUAUGUAUUUAUCAAACGACUGGUAAAUUAGCAAUUGCACUUCCAAAUACAAAAUUUUCUAUUCGAAUAAAUAUGGCAUUUGAACAUUUACGUAAAAUCCAUAUAUGGUAUACCAAUGAUAAAGCAUUUGCUUUUCGUCUAUCUAAUAUUCUUAAUCCUCAUCGCUGUUUUAUGAUAACGUAUCCAAUGAAUGCUCAUAGUGCUUUUAAAAUUGGUCACAGUUUAAAACCAAUAGUUAAUGAAAGUUUUGCUGUAAUUAAUAAAUGUAUUGAACAAUUUGAUACAUUUCGUGAUUUAAUACGUGAUGAAUUAUUUCAAAGAACACGUUUUGCUGGAACACAAUGGCAAAGAUUUCCAAUGUUAUCACAAAUUAUAAAAGGACAUCGAGCUGGUGAAUUAACAGUUUUAACAGGAUCAACUGGUUGUGGUAAAACGACAUUUUUAAGUGAAUAUUCGCUUGAUCUAUGUACUCAAGGAGUAUCAACUCUAUUUGGUAGUUUUGAAAUUCAAACACAUCGUUUAGCGAAAGUCAUGUUAACACAAUAUUCCAGUUUAAAUUUAACGAAAAAUAUGCAUGUGUUCGAUAAAUUUGCUGAUCAAUUUACUCGUUUACCAAUGUUCUUUAUGACAUUUCAUGGCCAAGAAAGUAUUGAUAAAGUAAUAAAUACAAUGGGCAAUGCUGUUGCUAUUCAUAAUAUUCAACAUGUUGUUAUUGAUAAUCUUCAGUUUAUGAUGGGAAUGGAUUAUUCAAAUGGAGAUCGAUUUUUUAAACAAGAUACUUUAAUUCAUCGUUUUAGAAAAUUUGCAACAAAUAAUAAAUGUCAUGUUACAAUUGUUAUUCAUCCAAGAAAAGAAGAAGAUGAAGGAGAUCUAUCAGUUUCAUCAAUAUUUGGUUCAGCAAAAGCAUCACAAGAAUCAGACAAUAUUUUAAUAAUACAACAAAAAAAAUUAGCAAAUGCAGCUGGUGGAAAUAUCAAAUAUUUACAGGUUGUAAAAAAUCGAUUCGAUGGUCAACUUGGUCGAUUUGCACUUCGUUUUGACAAAGAACGCUUAUCAUUUUCUCGUCCAAAUGCCACAAGAGAUGAUGUCGAUGAUAAUCAACAACAACAACAAUCUAUUCCGAUCGAACAAUAA